CAUCCAUCCAUCGACUUUCUUUCUUUAUAAAAUUCAACUAAAUAGUGCUAGAAGUCAGAAAAGAAGUGGGCUACUUGAUAGCUUUUGAAGAAAAGGAAAAUUAAAGAGAGAAGAAAAGGGAAAGAGGAGAGGAAUGGAGUUCCACAAGAGGCCUAACAGGAGUGAUGCUCACGUGUCAGUCGAGGAAGAGGCAAAACAAGAGGAGGAAACAAGAGGAUAUUUCGAGGGAAUAGCUCCUAAGCGUCACUCUAAGCCUCAACGCAGUGAGUAUUCCAUUCAAUACGUUGAUACGCUCACCACUAAUGGCGAUCAAAGCUUCAACCCAGAAUAUGUUGAGUUUCAACGUCUCGAAACUGAUCCUCAGAAAAUAAUUUCAAAUGAAAGCAGCAAAGUGACUGAUGAAUUUGUAGAGACAGAGUAUUACCAGGAUCUCAACUGUGUUGACAAGCAACACCACACGACAGGAACAGGGUUCAUCAAAACGGAGAACGAAUAUGGCAAGCGCUUCAGCCUAGCACCAGAUUCUACAUCCAGUUGCCAUGCCUCUUGCAAAGGAAAUCCAGCAACUAAUGAUUGGGUUCCAGCUGAUGCUGAUAUGGUGACUUCCGCUUCAGACAAGCCCAAGAGGAGUGACAAUUGAAAAGAAGGGUGGCUGGAGAUGUUAUCUUUGAAUAAAGAGCUAGAUCAUGCAUGUUUCUUUGCUUAUUGUCAGUCCGUACCAAGUGUUGACUGUCGCAAAUAAAGUCCCAACACAACAAUUGUUGCUUGAGUAAACGUAGCCCUUGAAUUUGUUCUGGGAAAAAACUGCAGCUUCUGUGCUUGUGAUAUUUGGGUGGAAACUCGUUUCUGAAGAAUAUAUUGUUUUUAUUUUUAUUA
This is a messenger RNA of Populus trichocarpa (black cottonwood), 876 nucleotides long. RefSeq lists its product as uncharacterized. The transcript is spliced from 4 exons. Lineage: Eukaryota; Viridiplantae; Streptophyta; Magnoliopsida; Malpighiales; Salicaceae. The record is from RefSeq and is a predicted model, not a curated record. Bases 134 to 640 code for a protein of 168 amino acids.